This is a messenger RNA of Chara braunii, 2405 nucleotides long. NCBI's taxonomy places the organism in Eukaryota, Viridiplantae, Streptophyta, Charophyceae, Charales, Characeae. The record is from the annotation of a GenBank genome assembly.
GUACGUCUAAGUGGUGAGGAGUGGGACAGUUUUGUCGUGCUCCUGGACACCAUGGACGACUACCUGAUGUACGGCUUGCUCAUGGGGUUCUCCGUCUGGGGGACCCUCUGGCAUCUUCUCUUUCCACUGGGAUUCUGGCACACGAUUGCGUGUAGAGUAGAGACGAGGAGUGGUGCGGGGACCACUCCUUACACCCAGGUGCAGGAGGAGGAGGCAGCGAAAAUUCUGGCUGAGCAGAAGGCCAGGAAGGAGAAGGAGGAGUUGGUCAAGCAGGCUAAGAAGAUUGCCCUGCAGCAAGAGCAAGCCGCCAAAAUGAAAAAGUUACAGGAAGAGAUGGAUAGAGUGAAGAAGGAGGAGGAAGAAAAGAUGAAGGUUGUGGACACAGAAGAGGUGGAGGAAGAGAAGGAGAAGCAGGCAGAAGCAGAAGAGAUUCCCCUGAUAAGAAGGUCGGUGAGAGAAAGGGGGGAAUCUAGUGGCACGAAGGGGGACCCAUGGAUAGAGAAGAAGGUGACUGAGUGGGUUGCCAACUUGUCACUGGGGGAAACUGAGGAGGCGAUGCUAUACGUUCCCCUAGACGAACAAGAGGCGGUGAUAAAGGAGAUAGAGGCCGAAGCAGAUCCUCUUAAACGUCAGACGAUAGAGGAGGAGAAGAAGUUGGAAUGGAGAUUGCGUCUGACUAGGGAGAAGAAGAGGAGGAUGGAGGAAGCUGAGAAGGUGGCGAGAGAAUUAGAAGAAGCCGUUGACGAGCAACAGUUCUUUGCCAGAAGUCAGGACGUCACGUUGCGAUCGAUCCGUCUAGGCUUUCGAGAGUUCGCAAGGGACAUGAUGGUCCAUGUAGGCACGGAGAUGAAAGCUAGACUAGAAAACACAGAGCGAUUCUGCACAGGCGCCAUUGAAGGUGCCAAGUUAGUUGCGCCUAAGGAGGAAGAACGGCGUCCCCGUAGAGAGCCAGUAAAGGUGAAGUUCCCUGAUCCAUAUAGUGGGAAGAGGGAGGAGAACUUCGAUAACUGGGAGGCGAAUGUGAACUCAUAUGUUCACUUACAGAUGAUUUCCCCUGAGGAACAGGUCCUCAUCGCCUUCCACGCUCUUAGGGAUGAAGCCGCCAGUUUUGCGAGAUCGCUCUGUCGUGCAGCCAACUGCAAUAACGACAUGGUCGCAUACUCUCAGUUUACACCCCUGAACGACUUCUUCAAGUUACUGCGCGAAAGGUUUGCAGAUGUCACACGAAGCGUUAGAGCUUCUGACAAGCUGCAGACCAUCCACACUCGCCACUGGAAGAGUGCAAGGGCACUCAAAGGUGUGAUGGAUGAGCUGGUCGUCGUCCCAGACCAUGGGGUCACAGAGACCCAGUUGGUCAAUCUGUUCUAUCGUGCCAUGCCCGAGUCUUUACGCGGGCACUUCUUUGAGAAGAGUCGGGAUCUUGCCAUGACCUAUGAUACGUUAAGUAGGGAAGUCGUGGCAUUCGAAGCGCAAUCCAUGCCAGUUACCACUUUCUGGCAUAAGGACUUAGAUAAGGGGAAGAAAUGAAAGGAGCAGUUAGAGGAUCAGGUCUUCGUAGCUUAUAUCAGACCUGUCACUGAGCCUAAGGAGGACAGCCCCAUGGAUCCAACCAUCGCCAAGCUGCUGGAAGAGUUCGAGGAUUUAACCGAGCCGCCAACAGGAGUAGUGUCGCGACCGAUCCAACAUCGGAUAGAGAUAGAGCUAGGCAGUAGGACUCCUAAGGGAGCAAUUUACAGAAUGUCCCCAAGGGAGUUAGAGGAGCUGCGCAAGCAGUUAGACGAGCUUCUCGAGAAGGGUUGGAUUAGGCCCAGUUCGUCUCCUUUCGGAGCACUGGUUCUUUUUGUCCCCAAGAAAGAGGAAGAGUUGCGGAUGUGUAUAGACUAUAGGGGUCUUAAUGCUAUUACAAUGAAGAAUGCAGAACCACUGCCCCGUAUAGAUGAUCUAUUAGAUCGGGUGCAGGGCUGCAAGUACUUUUCAAAGAUAGAUUUGAAGUCUGGAUAUCAUCAGAUAGAGGUCCAUCCUGAUGAUCAGUACAAGACCGCAUUCCGGACUAGAUACGGGCACUAUGAGUUUAUAGUGAUGCCCUUUGGACUAACCAACGCGCCAGCUACCUUCCAACGUUGUAUGAACGACUUGUUUAGACCAUGGUUAGAUAGAUUCGUAGUCGUAUAUUUGGAUAAUAUCUUAGUGUUUAGUAAGACCCUCCAGGAGCAUGAGGGCCAUCUGAGGCAGGUCUUGGAGAAGCUGAGAGAAGCUAACUUCAAGAUCAACACGAAGAAGUGCGAAUGGGUCAAGACGCAAGUUCUAUACUUGGGCCAUGUGUUAGAUGGAGAUGGCAUAAAGCCUGAGGAUAGCAAAAUAGCAGCGAUCAGAGACUGACCGACGCCCCGCACACUAACAGAAUU